AUGCUGAAGGAAGUCAACUGUAUACAAAUCAUUUCAUACAUCGCAAAGUCCACGAGAGCACUCAGCAUCAAUAUGAGCAUCCUCACAACCUUCACCCAUCCCAGCGACAUUCGCUGGCAAGGCCGCCAGCGUCUCCACCAUACUAUUUUCCUCGCUAAAAACAUCCUUCUCAUACCCUUUAUAAUCCUCGUCAUCGUUGAGUCCGCGCUCAUCAAAUCAUGGUGGCCAUACGAAUCCUGGGAAUACGCUCCAUACGAGUUCUGGCUGCGCAUCGGCCUCGCGCUUAUCCCUGAUCUGGUUUACACCAUCAUCGCGUUCUUCCUGAUCCUGAACCCCAUGCAUCACUCCACAUACUCGUUCCAUCCGAUCUUUGCGCUGGUGGGAAGCGUGUUGACGGUUUGCUGGUUGGGUCCGUUCUUGGCGUAUGCGAAUGAAGUGCAGUUUCCCAACGAAGAUGCGUGGCAGAGUAUUGUGUAUGCAGAAGCAGGGAUUCAGGUGGUGUUGUUGCUCAUGUGGGCAGGUAUGAUGGGUUUGAGUGCUGUGGCGGUGCACAAGUGGAGGGCUGGGAAGAAGGGUGGAGUGGAGGAAGUCAGAGUUUAG
Molecule: messenger RNA, 600 nt
Organism: Parastagonospora nodorum SN15
Lineage: Eukaryota; Fungi; Ascomycota; Dothideomycetes; Pleosporales; Phaeosphaeriaceae
Exons: 4
Coding region: 1-600 (199 amino acids)
Source: RefSeq, a predicted model, not a curated record